Molecule: messenger RNA, 756 nt
Organism: Emys orbicularis (European pond turtle)
Lineage: Eukaryota; Metazoa; Chordata; Testudines; Emydidae
Product: olfactory receptor 14C36-like
Exons: 1
Coding region: 1-756 (251 amino acids)
Biological process (GO): G protein-coupled receptor signaling pathway
Cellular component (GO): membrane
Molecular function (GO): odorant binding; olfactory receptor activity; G protein-coupled receptor activity
Source: RefSeq, a predicted model, not a curated record
AUGUCCAACCGCACCACUGUGACCGAUUUCCUUCUCCUGGGAUUCUCUGAGGUUCGGGAGCUGCAGAUUUUACACUCUGUGGUGUUUCUAGGGAUUUACCUGGCAGCCCUGGUGGGAAAUCUCCUUGUUACCAUCCUUGUAGUGGUCGACCACCACCUUCACACCCCCAUGUACUUCUUCCUGAUGAAUUUGUCCAUACAAGACCUCGGAUCCAUCUCCGUCACUGUCCCCAAGUCCAUGGACAACUCCCUAUUGAACACCAGGUCGAUUUCUUAUUCUGGGUGCGUUGCCCAAGUCUUUCUUUUCAUUUUCUUCGCUGUGGUUGACUUUGCUUUUCUCACCAUCAUGGCGUACGACCGAUACAUCGCCAUCUGCCAACCACUGCACUACGAGACUAUAAUGAACAGGGGAGCUUGUGUCCAAAUGGCAGCCAGUGCCUGGAUCAGUGGAAUUCCCGUUUCUACUAUGCAGACCGGGAACAUAUUUGCAUUACCUUUUUGUGGUGGUAACAAGGUGGAUCAGUUCUUCUGUGAAAUCCCCCAGCUGCUCAAGAUCACCUGCAAUGACUCAUACCUCAGUGAAGUUGUUAUUACUUCUUUCUUCUUCUUCUUAGGCUUAAGCUGCUUUGCUUUUAUAAUUGUGUCAUAUGUUCAGAUCUUCAAAGCAGUGCUGAGAAUCCCUUCUGAGCAGGGCCGGCAUAAAGCCUUCUCCACCGGCUUUCCUCACCUCAUUGUUGUCUCAUUGUUUGUUUUGUGA